UCGUGUGCGGUCGUCUGCUUCGUACCUUUCCGGUGCACCGUGUCGCGUGUGUGUAGAAUGGGGGGAAAAUGUGAAAUUAAUGUGUGGUUCAGUGAUAAAAUGAUAAUGAAUCACUAAUUGAAGAAUUUAUAAAGCGUCCGUUAGUGUUUUAGUGCUGUAAAUUCCGUUUGAUUACGCUGCUCGUUGGCGUCCCUUGUCGAUCGUUGUUGGAGCAGUGUGUGUGUGUGUGCGUAAUUGCGAAAAAUGAAAGAAGAGUGGUCCGUCGUCUACUGUGCAAGUGGAAAAGAGAGAGAGUGCGAAAAAAAGUCAAUCGAAAGCGUCUCCGUAGUGUUCGCGUUGCUGCUUGGCGCCAUUUUUCAAAAUGCUGCCUGUGUGAUAUCAUGUCAUGUUAUCCGUGUAGUUGUGCGUUCGGGUGUGAUAAGAACACGUUCGGAUUGAUGAAUGAAGCGAUGCGGCGUCCAGACACUCACUAGUUCAGUCAACCACCGAAGGCUUCGCUGCCGUCAUCAUCGAACUGUAACGACAAACUUCCCGAAAGGCAUCGACGCGGUACCAUUGGAGAGACGGUGGCAGGAAGGCCAGGUGGGACAGAAGGAGGAGGAAACCCAUCGGAUGAGUUUUCCUUUUGUGCGCGUUCCAGCGAACCAGAGUGCCGGUGUCGGUGAGUUCAGGGAGCUACAGGUAAAUUCAAUUGCCAAAACCAUCGUCCUGGCUCGCUCAGGCUUUCUCUGCCUGUGUCUGCUUGUGUGUGAUCCUUGCGGCUCGGCCCGGCGUGCAGAUAAGAAAACGAACGAAGGAAUCAAACGAGUGGAAGAUUCACAAACGAUAAGAGAUUAAUCGAGUAGCAAAAGGCAUUCAGCUGGGAUUAGUGUAGCGUUGAACACAGAGCAGUUUGACGAAUGGGGAUGGGCGCCCGGGGUGCAAAGGAAAGGAUCUCGGGAUAUCCAUUAUAGAGCAUUCGAAAACGGAUCGCUUUGUUGCGACACAUUCUUCGUUUUUGGCUGCUUCUUUUCGCCGUCUUUUGUCCUUUAUUUGGCUUCGUUACCAUUAUUUCUCGUGAGGGGGGGGGGGGGGGUGCUUUUGCUUGUUAGAGCGCGAUCGGCUUGCAACAAAUUUGGGG
Messenger RNA from Anopheles merus, 1120 nucleotides. RefSeq lists its product as uncharacterized. The transcript is spliced from 3 exons. The record is from RefSeq and is a predicted model, not a curated record. NCBI's taxonomy places the organism in Eukaryota, Metazoa, Arthropoda, Insecta, Diptera, Culicidae. The coding region runs from base 442 to 837 and encodes 131 amino acids.